CGGAGCCUGGGCGUGUGCCGCUCGCCGCUGCCGGGGCUCGCCGAGCCGCCUCUGGUGCACACACACGUACAUUGUCCGAGCGAGCUGCCGCCGCCGCCGCAGCGAGAGAGCGCCCCGGGGCUCGGUGCCAAUGCGGGGUGGGCGCUGCAAGCCGGGGGCUUCUCCACCACCCCGGUGGAAAGUUCAUCUUCGCCUGGGCCCGCCGCACCAUUGAUCCAGAGCGGCCGCCGCCGGGGAGGGAGGCAGGAUCUGCGGCUCUGGCCGGGAGGGGGGAUUUUUUUUGUCUUUUCCCUCCAAACUUUCUGUGCGCGCCUCCCGCAGAAGCCCCCCCCGCCCCCGCCGAGAAUUUGCCUCUUCCCAGCUGUCUGCCGUGCAAGGAAAGCCGCCGGGGCGGGCGUGAGCGCUGGGGGAAUUGAGCCAUCCCCGACAACGAGGGGUCCACCACUUUCUACAGGGCCAGAGUGGCCAUCAACAGGCUCUUAUUUACAAGUUUGAAUGAAGAGAACACAGAUGAAAGUCUUUUCCAUGGAGACUGGAUGCCUGUCUGGGAGAUAUGCUGUAGUCAAGUACAAGUUAAUGUGCUCAAUACAGGGGUAGUCUUUAAUGGACCAGUAAGGAGAGGCGUCUGUCCAAUUGGUUUCUGGAAUUUGGAAGGUGCCUAGGAGGAGACUGCAAGUGAGAGCAGCAGAGGUGCUGGCACCUGGUGAACAUAGAAGUUGGCACCGAGCACACCAGUGCCUGGUGUUGGUGCUGCUGGAGACCCUGAGCUGGGGUCAGCGGGAAGAUGACUGAGUACAAGCUGGUGGUGGUUGGAGCAGGUGGCGUUGGGAAGAGCGCUUUGACAAUACAGCUCAUUCAGAACCAUUUUGUUGAUGAAUAUGACCCCACGAUAGAGGAUUCCUACAGAAAGCAGGUAGUCAUCGACGGAGAGACCUGUCUGUUAGACAUCCUGGACACGGCGGGUCAAGAGGAGUACAGCGCCAUGCGAGACCAAUACAUGCGGACGGGGGAGGGCUUCCUGUGCGUCUUCGCCAUUAACAAUACGAAAUCCUUUGAAGAUAUUCACCAGUACAGAGAGCAGAUCAAGAGAGUGAAGGAUUCAGACGAUGUCCCCAUGGUGCUGGUGGGAAACAAGUGUGACCUUCCAGCCCGGACAGUGGAAACCCGGCAAGCACAGGACCUGGCCAGGAAUUACGGGAUCCCCUACAUAGAGACAUCAGCAAAAACCAGACAGGGUGUUGAAGACGCCUUCUAUACCUUAGUGCGGGAGAUCCGGCAGCACAAACUACGCAAGCUGAAUCCACCGGAUGAAAGUGGCCCAGGCUGCAUGAAUUGUAAAUGUGUGGUAUCAUGACCAAGUUGACCGGACCGUGACUUGGAGGGUUUCCACUGUGCGGAGCAUGCGGACAGAGGUGAAACAAAAGAAGCAGCAAACUGAUUCAGGGGAGGAGUAUGGGGGAGGAGGGAGACCAGGAGGAGGAUAUCUUGAGCCCCGCACGGACUGUCUCAAACUUCAUCAAGGCCUGUGACAAGCGACUUUUUUUCCCCCUCCCCGUCUCCUUUUGCCUCCUCCUCUCCCAGCAACUGUACAAAGCCACAGAUUGAAUCACAGUAAAUUAUUAUUUGAUGGUCUCGA
Molecule: messenger RNA, 1636 nt
Organism: Terrapene triunguis (Three-toed box turtle)
Lineage: Eukaryota; Metazoa; Chordata; Testudines; Emydidae
Gene: HRAS
Product: HRas proto-oncogene, GTPase
Exons: 9
Coding region: 785-1354 (189 amino acids)
Biological process (GO): Ras protein signal transduction
Cellular component (GO): plasma membrane
Molecular function (GO): GTPase activity; GDP binding; GTP binding
Source: RefSeq, a predicted model, not a curated record